This is a messenger RNA of Arachis stenosperma, 1119 nucleotides long. RefSeq lists its product as uncharacterized. The record is from RefSeq and is a predicted model, not a curated record. Lineage: Eukaryota; Viridiplantae; Streptophyta; Magnoliopsida; Fabales; Fabaceae. The transcript is spliced from 2 exons. The coding region runs from base 241 to 1056 and encodes 271 amino acids.
UUGGAGUGGCAUGUGAGUUACAUAGUUUGGUGUAUGAAUGCAUUAUAUAUACAAAACCCUCUCACGUUCUUCUCUUGAAUCCGAUCCGCACGUUUCACUCUUCUAUUCACACCCGCCGUGUCCAAUUUGUUCUCUUCUAAUCUCUUUCCAUCCAAUUUAUUAUCUUCCCCAAUUAGGCUACGCAAAAGAAGAGAGAGCUAGCGUGCAUCAGAAUCUUAAUUUGAGUUUUAAAUCUUGAAUAUGGAAAAGAAGGUUCUUGAUCUCGUUCUCGUUCCGUGUGGUCUCCUUGCAAUGGUAGCAUACCAUUUAUGGCUUCUUCAGAAAGUUGUGAGGCAACCCACCAAAACCAUAAUUGGUGUCAAUGCAUUCAAUCGCCGUUUAUGGGUUCAAGCUAUGAUGGAGGAUGGGACGAAGAAUGGGGUUCUUGCAGUGCAAUCUUUAAGGAACAACAUAAUGGCGUCAACACUUUUGGCCUCCACCGCCAUAAUGCUUUCUUCGCUAAUCGCCGUCUUAAUGACCAGCGGCGGAGUCUUAAUGACCAGCAGCGGAGGAGCAGCCGGCCUUGACGGCAGCUACCACGGCGGCGGCUUCAACGGCAGAAAUCCAGCAACCAUGACGGUUAUCUCUGAGGUUUUUGGUGAUAGAAGUGAAUUAUGCCUCUCCUUAAAGUUCUUCUCAAUAUUGGUAUGUUUCUUGCUUGCAUUCUUGCUCAACGUUCAAUCCAUAAGGUACUAUAGCCAUGCAAGCAUCCUCAUCAACGUCCCAUUCAAGAAACUAUCCACCAGCCUUCGCCACCAGAUGCUCACGGCGGAGUAUGUUGCCACCACCGUCAACCGGGGGAGCUACUUCUGGUCCCUCGGCUUGCGCGCCUUCUACUUCUCUUUCCCUCUCUUCAUGUGGAUCUUUGGACCUAUUCCCAUGUUUGUUUCAACUUUUGUUCUCAUUUUCAUUCUGUAUUUCUUGGAUUUUACCUUUGAGUGUGGAUGGACAGGGAUAUCUGAUCAUUCUUGUGAUGAUGUUGAAAAUGGUGAUAUAGAAAUUGGAAAGCCUAACUAGGGAACCCAGUUUCUAUCAAGGUGUUUACAUGUUACAUUACAAAUUAAAGUUUUACUUAGUUCA